Linnemannia hyalina is the source of this 894-nucleotide messenger RNA. NCBI's taxonomy places the organism in Eukaryota, Fungi, Mortierellomycota, Mortierellomycetes, Mortierellales, Mortierellaceae. The record is from the annotation of a GenBank genome assembly.
AUGCUCAAGGACAGAUUCAACAGUGCAGUCGCACACAUGAACAGCCGCAAGGACCUCAAACUGCCAAACUCUACAAAACUCGCCCUCUACGCAGAUUACAAGCUGGCAACAGAAGGCCUCUGCACCCAGCCACGCCCCUCCCUCCUCGAAUUCGAAAAGUCUGCAAAAUGGAAGGCCUGGAAAGAAACAGGCGACAGCUACUCCCAAGAACUCUCCUCCUCCGCCACCAUGACUUCCACCUCGGAAGAAACCGACACAGCAGAAUUCAACAUCUCGACAAAAGCAAUGGUCGCCUACAUCCAAAAAGUCGAAGAAGGUGAAUGGGGUUGGGUCUUUGACCCCUCAACCAUCGCCGAUCCUUCCUCCACAAUCGCCGCUGUAUUACCGACAGGAGAUUCUGAUUUGGAUGAAUUACAGGCGUAUCUGGGAAUGGACAAGGAUGAGAUCUCAGCCGAGGAGUUGUUGGCGCGCCCUUACGUGCCCCAUGAGAACACUCAAUUUGAUCCCAGUACCAUGACUGCUGCGGGUAUCAGUACCAUGGCCAUGCCCGUCGAAGAGGAAGGAGAUGAUGCGUUAGAAGCGGCCAAGACAGGAUCUGUAGAAGCCCUCCAAAAGGCACUAUCCGCCAACCCCGACCUCGUCAACAUCAAGGACGACAUGGGAAUGACGAUGCUGCACUGGGCAUGCGACAGAGGAUCGUUAAGGAAGGUCAAGCUACUGGUAGAGACAUACAACGUGGACGUGAACGCAUUGGAUGAUGAAGGAUCAACGCCCUUCCACUAUGCUUGUCUCUCCGGGUGGCCAGAAGUCGCCGCCUACCUCCAGUCUCUUCCUGCAGUCGACCAAUCCAUCAAGGAUCAUAGCGGCAUGACUGCCGCCGAGUACCUCGACUAG